Molecule: messenger RNA, 945 nt
Organism: Trichosurus vulpecula (common brushtail)
Lineage: Eukaryota; Metazoa; Chordata; Mammalia; Diprotodontia; Phalangeridae
Product: olfactory receptor 52K2-like
Exons: 1
Coding region: 1-945 (314 amino acids)
Biological process (GO): G protein-coupled receptor signaling pathway
Cellular component (GO): membrane
Molecular function (GO): olfactory receptor activity; G protein-coupled receptor activity
Source: RefSeq, a predicted model, not a curated record
AUGACAACUUCCAAUAUCACUUCCUUGCAUCCAGCCUCUUUCCUGCUAAUGGGAAUCCCAGGACUAGAGCAUCUGCACAUCUGGAUCUCCAUCCCUUUUUGUUCAGCCUACACCCUUGCCAUGCUAGGUAACUGUACUCUGCUCUUCAUCAUCUGGACAGAUCCUGCCCUCCAUGAACCCAUGUACCUCUUCCUGGCCAUGUUAUCAGCCAUUGAUCUUGUCCUCUCCUCCUCUACACUUCCCAAGAUGCUGGCAAUCUUCUGGUUUGGUAACCAUGAGAUCAAUUUCCAUGCCUGCCUGACUCAAAUGUUCUUCCUCCAUUCCUUCUCCAUUAUGGAGUCAGCUGUCCUCCUGGCCAUGGCCUUUGACCGUUUUGUGGCCAUUUGCGAACCUCUGCGAUAUGCCACAAUACUGACACAGUCACUCAUUGCCAGAAUUGGAAUGGCAGCUAUAACCCGGGCAUUGACACUCAUGACCCCUCUCCCCUUCCUACUCCGGCAUUUUUCCUACUGCCAGAGCCGAGUGAUUGCCCACUGCUACUGUGAGCACAUGGCAGUGGUGAAGCUGGCCUGUGGCAACACACGGUUCAACAAUAUCUAUGGAAUUGCAGUAGCUCUGGUCAUAGUGGGGUUAGACCUGCUUUUCGUGGUCCUCUCCUAUGCUCUGAUACUUAGGGCAGUGCUGAGACUGGCUUCUCAGGAGGCUCGUUACAAAGCCUUUGGAACAUGUGCAUCCCAUGUGGGUGCCAUUUUAGCUUUCUACACACCUGUUGUGAUCUCAUCAGUUAUGCACCGGGUGGCCCGCCAUGCUGCCCCCCAUGUCCACAUCCUUGCAGCCAACUUCUACCUGCUUUUCCCACCCAUGGUCAACCCCAUCAUCUAUGGAGUCAAGACAAAACAGAUCCGUGAACGAGUCCUAGGUAUAUUCCAAAGAAAGAAAAUCUAG